Messenger RNA from Orbicella faveolata, 4563 nucleotides. RefSeq names its product putative protein TPRXL. The record is from RefSeq and is a predicted model, not a curated record. Lineage: Eukaryota; Metazoa; Cnidaria; Anthozoa; Scleractinia; Merulinidae.
CACUAGAACUAAGUAAUUAAAGUCAACAAAAUUUGUUUAAUGUACUCAAAAUAUAGCCAAUGAAAUAUAGCUGUUUUCACAGUUAACAUCCCAUAGCCAAGACGAUUUAAAGUCGUGGUCAUGAACAGAAUAAAUAAUUGUUGUCCCAGUUAUGUAACGAAAGCAUGUUGUGUCGCAUCCUGACAAAAGAGGCCACUCGCGGUCCAGAAUCAAAACAACAAACAAGUGAUCGGGAACAAUCUAAAAAGCAAAUCAUCUUGUUUACACGUGCUAAUUUGUUUUCACCCGGCCAAAAUAUCACUCUAGUCUGCAUUGGGACUGCAUUCCCUUCUUUGUCAAAUGCAAUCAGAGUGAAAAACCAGUUCAAAGAAGACUCCAAAACAUUGAAAACAACGAAAGAAGCAACAAAAGAGAACAAGAAUGAUGUUGCAGAUGGACACGAAAUGCACAUGGACAUGAAAUGUACAGCACAUUGUUUGGUGAUGAUGUCAUUCGUUUUUGCCCCUGCUGCGGGGCGGCCAAAUCAGUGUCGCAAGAUCCAAGAUCCAAGAUCCACCGUCCCAUGAAACUUGACUUAAGUCUGCAUUAGGACUGCGUUCUACGAACGCAAUAAAGCUUCAUUGCAUUGAAUCUUUUUCAGUCAAUCAGCGGGAAACCAGUUUGCCAAUCAUUGAAACCGAAAGUCAAAAUCCUUGUCAGACUAGUUAAUGCUACAUUGUUUACAUUUCCUAAGAAUUACAUAACCAAAAAACCUUCUUUGUCCCAACACUCCAAAUUCUUGUAACUUUUAGCUUCUUCUUGUGGUGUGUUCACAAUGUCAGGUUAGAAAGGAAAAGCUUUUAAUUAGAUCUCCUUAAGCAUCCACCCCCUGAAGCUCACUGACUCUUGUGAAGCUAUGUGACGUAAUUUGGCAUCAAACAAGGCGUCAUUGUCUGUAAGCUGCUGGGAUUGGUUGAAGAGUAAAUGUACCAAUUGUCCUGUUUUGGAGGUGUCAGCCAGAUUACUUGGCACAAAACGUUUCCUCUUAACAAAAGAGAGAUUCCUGCUAGCGGAAAAUUUACGAAGUGCUUGAUGCUCGCCAUUUGAAUUUUCUAAAGUGCUUGCUGUUUGCAAGACAAGUGUGAUCACUGCUUGUGCUUGGAAAAAAAACCGCAUUGCUCACAUGCUUGCAAAUUCUCGCAAAGACCAUUCCGUGCCACUAGAUAUGGACCUUCAGACAUGCUACAAAUUGAAAUGACUUAGACUGGUCACUAUAUAUACACACUGAAAACCACCUUUAGCAUCCCUAAAACUCUGAAAACCAGAAGCCUUUUCACCUCCUCACUCAGAUGAAAAGUGAUUUAUUUUCUAUUAUUUUAAGUCCUCUUAAGGCAAUGCAAUUUUUUUACUGUGUUGUGAUCAAGAACCACCUUUACCAUUCAUACAAACCAUAUAGAUCAACAAACACCUUGACCCCCUCGCUCAAGGAAGAUGUGAAAAUAAUCUGAGUCCCCUUAAUCAGAUGCAAUUUUCAAGCUGUAUAUGGACUGAAAAAAGACUUUUACGGUCUGUCAAAAAAAAAAAAUUCUUUAAAAAGUGGGCAUCCUCACAGGAUACCUGGGUGCCCAUCUGGGUGUUUUUCAGAAAAAAAGAUAUUUUUAGGAAAUAUUACCCCGAGACAUACUCUAAAGUUUUGGUGCUACGGUACCUGAUACAUGUAGUUCUCUUAAUAGGAUCUUUUUAACAAAAGCAGUCAAAAGAAUAGGUUGUGGUACUUUUAGAGUUGACAGGAGUUGAAAGCUAAUGGGCUGCCUGUUCUUUCUUUUUUUCAUGUCCUUUUCUGUGCAAUUUGUUCGCUGUAUGGCUUUAACAAGGUAAGGCUCUGUAUCUUAUCAAACUCACUUAGUAACAAAAGCUAAACAUUCUAGGGAAAGCAGGCAGGGUGAUGGGGCAUCAAAAUCAUCUUAUACUAAAAGUUUAAGCCAGCCAUCAACAGGACUGGCAAUGUCAUUUGCAAGCAAAUCUUUGUUAUCAGCUCCUCUGGGUAGCUUGUCACAUCCAGGAAAGCUGUUAUCUGGUUCAUCACCGCUGAGUCUUUUUCAAACAUCAUCUCAACACUCAGUGCUUUCAGUUCCUCUCAGUAGUCUCUCGGGCCAAGUAGGAUCACAAUCACUGUCAGAACCUUUAAAGACCACGCCGCAGAAUCCUCCUGUGUUGUUAUGCAAACCAGAAUCAUCGUCAUUAUCAUAUCCAACCCCUCUCUUAUCCAUUUCCCUAAGUACAUUAUCUCAAACUCCAACAUCUGAAUGUGAUGUGCAAAAAGCAAACUUUCUUGGAGACCCUUUGUUAUCAACUUCACUCAGCAGUUUAUCAUGCUCCCAAAAUUUUUCAUUGGGUCAGCCAUCAGCCUUGUCAAUGUCAUCAUCGUCAUCAUCUUCUGGAAAAUUUUCAUUGGGUCAGCCAUUAGCCUCAUUAUCAUUAUCAUCAGCCUCAUCAUCAUCAUCAUCAUCAUUGUUAUCACAACCAGUGUGUCCACUUAUAGCAUCUCAAACCUCCAAAGCAUUUGAGUCAUUAAGUACUCUUUCAAGAGCUGUAGAAAUCCCAUCAGUGGAAGUACAAGAAGAAGAACACAAACAUGGUACAUCAGAUUCUUUGUGCCAAAAGUUGCACAAUGCAGACAGUGUUGGAAAUGCCAGUGAUAGUAAUCCAAAAGAAAAGGACUACAACCACAACCAUAAAGAAGAAAAGAAACCCUCUGCCAUAUCAGUGAUAUCAUCCACAUUUGAUUCAUCUGUUGUCCAGGAAGGAACAAGAUCACUAUAUGCAAUUGAUGAGAAACCCCUGGCUUCUCCUAUUAAACUUACAGUAGACAUUUGCAAUGCAAGGUUUCAGAAAAAAUAUGUUGACAGGGAAAGACAGCAGACCAGAACAUUGGAUAGCACUCCUCCUUUGGCUGCCAAGCCUUCGAUGUUUGCUUUGGCCUUAUGCUAUUCUACACAGGCAUCUGCAAAAAAACCCUCUGCUGACAAACCAGUAAAGCAAAAUGUUGUUAAUGAUAUAAACAAUUCAAGUUUUAUAAACAUAACUCCUUUUAAUUUUUGCUCCCCAUCACCUGAUGAUGUUGUGAAUGAAAAGCAAAAAAGAGCUUUCUCAAGAAAGAAGUGAAGGAUCGAGGCUCAACACUCACUUGUCUUCAUAGGUUGGAGCGCUGUGGUUUGCUAAGAUCAUACCAAAUUGUACAUUAUAUUUUGCUUGACUUUUAUUGUAUACUUCAGUUCUUUUGUAGCUUGCUUGAAUUUUUUUUAACUAUAUAUGUACAUAUAUUUCUUUUAUCUUUAAUAUAUUGCAAAAAAAAAAACUACCUUGGAAGGAAACUUGACAAGUUUGAUUAGUUUAUUGUUAGCAACAAAUGGUACAAAUCAUACUUAAUCUGGAACGAGAUCAUUAUUCAUAGCAAGCCAAAUUAAUACCAAGUAUAUCCAUUUGCUCCUAAACAAUAAGUGAAGUGUCACACAAGACUUUUUGCUAGGAUUGUACAUGUACAGACAUUACUUUUUUAAUUUUGGUUUUAUGCUAGAAAGUCAUGGUCCAAAUGACAUUCCUUUCUUUUCGUUGUAAUCUUUAUAAUUUUCUUAUCAAUGACUGUGUUGAUCACCGGUAAUUACUGACAGGUGCAACCAGUUUAGAAUUAAAUAGCAUGGCUGGAACAUUUUUCAGUGUUGGUCAUUGUUAACUGACAAUUGCACCUCAAUCAGCCAAAGGUAAAUAGUAAUUUAGGUAGGGGAUGUAUAAAUUUCAAGAACUAAUCUUUCUAAUUAAUAAAAUUUUUUCAACUUCAAAGAGGUUUUAUGACUGGAGCACUUGUUUAGGCAAGCAUAAUUUCUGACAAACUAGUCAAAGAUAGGAGUGAAAGCUGUCUCCACAUAAAUUUCCUUUUGGAAACUAUCUUGCAGGGGGCUGGUGGGAUUUGAUAGAUAGUUCCUGUUACACAUAAUGACCACCCCCCCUUCAUAAGAAAUUUUUUACCUGACCCCCAUGCCCUUGUAGAUAGAUAGACACCUUUAUGUAGCCCUAAAUAUUUGGAAUGAUCCCCCAUGAAAAUUAAAAAGUGAAAUUGUUGCAGUCUGAAAAACAAAUUAUAUCAGUUUCAAGCCUGUUUAAUUUUUAACAUGACCUGAAAAUUUUAAAUUUCAGAGCCCCAUGAACGCUAUUUUACGUAUUCUGGCAGAACUUUUGCACUGUUAUAGAUGCUGUCAUUACUUAACAAUACCUAGAGAAAAUAGACAAAAGCAUGACAGAAAGCUGACAUUGCCGCUGUAUUAUCAAAGGGAGGUUAUUUGUGGAGGUUGAGCAAUAUUUAGCAACCAAAUGCUUAGUAGGGGCUUAGUUCCUGUUGUAGGGUACCUUACAAAGUAGGGGGCCGAACUUUUUAAAUUUUCAGAACCUCGGGAAUGUUAUUUUAGGAAUUCUGGCGGAGCUUUUGGACUAUUGCGGAAGCUGUCAAUAAGGUAAUAUAAGGUCCCCCUAAACAUCGCACAUUUAUUAUGCCACAUUGUUUGGCAUGGUCCCCCAAAUCCCCCCCCC